GGCGCAUGCGCGGCGCGGGGCGGGGCCGGGCGAGCAGCGCGGAGGAGGAAGGCGAGAAAAUGGCGUCGACGGAUUACAGUACCUAUAGCCAAGCUGCAGCCCAGCAGGGCUACAGCGCCUAUGCACCUCAGCCAGCCCAAGGAUAUGCACAGACCACCCAGAAUCCAAGUUACUACAACCACAUUUGUCUGCAAACUCCAAGUAUGUUUCCAAAGACCUACGGGCAGCAGAGCUACGGGACCUACGGGCAGCCCAGCGACGUCAGCUACACACAGCCGCAGACCACGGCCACGUACGGGCAGACGGCCUACGCCACCUCCUACGGGCAGCCCCCCACAGGUUACAGCGCCCCGACUGCCCCCCCUGCCUACAGCCAGCCCGUGCAGGGCUACGGCAGCGCCGCCUACGACACCAACACGGCCACGGUCACCAGCAGCCAGAGCUCGUACGCCGCGCCCGCCGCCUACGGCACCCAGCCCGCAUACCCCGCCUACGGGCAGCAGCCGGCCCCGGCCGCCCCCGCCAGACCCCAGGAUGGCAGCAAACCAGCAGAGACCAGCCAGCCUCAGUCCAGCACGACAGGCUACAGCCAGCCCAGCCUGGGCUACGGGCAGAGCAACUACAGCUACCCCCAGGUGCCUGCCAGCUACCCCAUGCAGCCUGUCACUGCUCCACCCUCCUACCCUCCGACCAGCUAUUCCUCCACACAGCCCAGCAGUUACGAUCAGAGCACUUACUCCCAGCAGAGCAGCUACGGGCAGCAGAGCUCCUACGGGCAGCAGAGCAGCUACGGCCAGCAAAGCAGCUAUGGCCAGCAGCCACCUCCCACCAGUUACCCACCUCCCAGCGGAUCCUACAGCCAGGCCCCCAGCCAGUACAGCCAGCAGAGCAGCAGCUACGGCCAGCAGAGCUCGUUCCGCCAGGACCAUCCCAGCAGCAUGAACAUGUACGGGCAGGAAUCCGGAGGCUUCUCCGGCCCCGGAGAGAGCCGGAAUCUGAGCGGCCCCGAUAGCCGGGGCAGGGGACGAGGGGGAUAUGAGCGUGGAGGCAUGAGCAGAGGUGGGCGGGGAGGAGGACGCGGUGGAAUGGGGUAAGAGCAAAGCUUUUCUCCUUUUCUCUAAUUCUGGUUUACCCAUAGGAUUUGAAACGCAGAAGAAGGGACUGAAAGGUUGACGUUCCCAGCUGUGUUUCCAUGGAGGACAUGUCUGUGUAGCAGCGUUGCUUGUCAUCCAUGGAAACAUUAUCCUGAGGGAAAUAGGAGCAGGAUGGUUUGUCCUGCAGCUGGUUGGGCCCCCAGGG
Molecule: messenger RNA, 1299 nt
Organism: Motacilla alba alba
Lineage: Eukaryota; Metazoa; Chordata; Aves; Passeriformes; Motacillidae
Gene: EWSR1
Product: EWS RNA binding protein 1
Exons: 9
Coding region: 6-1094 (362 amino acids)
Source: RefSeq, a predicted model, not a curated record